UAUGGCUGCCAACUUUAGUGGAAACGGGAACAGAGAGAGAUUUUUGCAGAGAGUAAAAGAGACCGUUGAUGAUUGUUUCCGGCUUGGGACGACUGAUGCCAUACAAAAACAGAUGUUUGACAGUAUACGUGAAAGAUUGAACAAUCUUUGUAGAGAUGUUGAAAGAUCUGCUGGCAAUAUGCUGACAGACUUAGAAGCAAAUGAAUUCAGUGAAAUGAUUGGUACUGUAAGAGACGAAAUAGAGGAUAACCAAACCAUAGAAAAGAAAACAGGUUACCAGUCGAAACGCCUUCAAACUGACGAAAAUGGUCACUAUAAAUAUGAUGUGCCCAGAGAACAGCUUGAUUUUCUUUCAAGAUUUGGUUUCACUGCGCCAAUGAUGAGCGAGGUGCUUGGUGUGUCAGAAUCAACAGUUAGAAGGAGAUUAAGAAACUUCAACAUUAGUUUAAGGCAAACAACUGUUAUAACAGAUGAAAACCUUGAUCAGAAAAUCAUAGAGGUUACUGGUACUAACAGACGAAUAGGACCAAACUCCAUACGUGUUAGAUUGGCUGAGAAAAACAUAUUUCUACCCAGACAGCGAGUACGAGAUGGAUGUUCAAGAGUUGAUCCAGGUGGAUGUGCCCUAAGGUCGUUAUUGAGAAAAAAUAUCCAAAGAAGAACUUACAAAGUUGCAGGUCCAAACUCACUUUGGCAUUUCGAUGGAAACCAUAAACUUAUAAGAUGGAACCUAGUGGUGCAUGGUUGUAUUGAUGGCUACAGUCGAUUGGUAACAUUUUUGAAGGUCAGCAACAAUAACAAGGCACUGACAGUUUUCAACAAUUUUAUAGAUGCAAUCAGACUUUUUGGUACUCCUUCAAGAGUUAGAUGUGAUUAUGGUGUGGAAAAUGUAGAUGUAUGCACCUACAUGGAAGGAAUAAGAGGUAUCAACAGGGGAAGUGCCAUAAAGGGAAAAAGUUGCCAUAAUCAGAGGAUAGAACGUCUAUGGGUAGAUGUCUGGGAUAAUGUUUCCAAUGAAUUUUAUGAUUUGUUUUCCUAUAUGGAACUUAAAAAUAUAUUCGACAUCACAAAUGAGUAUCACCUAUAUGCUCUCCAUUAUGUUUUUCUGCCAAGGAUAAAUGAAAGAUUAAAGUCCUUCGCCUUUCAAUAUAACAACCAUCCAGUCUCAACUGAACACAAUAGGAGCCCAAAUCAGCUGUUCAUACAAGGUGUGCUUGCAAACUCUAUGUCAAACUUCAAGUCCAUAGAGGAACUUAUUCAGGAUGCUGGAUCCACCAAUGACAGAUACUAUCAAGACCUGUUAGAAGAAUAUGGAGUUGAAGAUAAUAAUGAUGAUGUUAGUGAUAGUGAAAACAAUGCCGAUGCAAUUAUUUCUGUUGUUGAUGUCAAUAUACCUGAAGACAAACGUCAACAGAUAUGUGAAGAAGUUAACCCAUUGUCAAUCAUAUCAUCACUGGAAUAUGGUGAGGAAUUGUUUAAAAUCACUGUACAACUUCUUGAUCUCGACUAGGACAUGAUCUGAAGAAUCCUUACCACCUUUUGGUAUUUGACCAUAGAACAAUUAGUAAUGUGAU
Messenger RNA from Mytilus trossulus (common blue mussel), 1574 nucleotides. RefSeq lists its product as uncharacterized. Lineage: Eukaryota; Metazoa; Mollusca; Bivalvia; Mytilida; Mytilidae. The transcript is spliced from 5 exons. Bases 2 to 1510 code for a protein of 502 amino acids. Gene Ontology annotation, molecular function: nucleic acid binding. Gene Ontology annotation, biological process: DNA integration. The record is from RefSeq and is a predicted model, not a curated record.